Macrobrachium nipponense is the source of this 2256-nucleotide messenger RNA. Its product is annotated as acidic mammalian chitinase-like. The transcript has 11 exons. Lineage: Eukaryota; Metazoa; Arthropoda; Malacostraca; Decapoda; Palaemonidae. Gene Ontology annotation, biological process: carbohydrate metabolic process; chitin catabolic process. Gene Ontology annotation, cellular component: extracellular region. The record is from RefSeq and is a predicted model, not a curated record. The coding region runs from base 103 to 1977 and encodes 624 amino acids. Gene Ontology annotation, molecular function: chitinase activity; chitin binding.
UUUGUGAAAAAAAAAACAAAAAAAAUCAGCCAAAAAAAAAAGGUCAUUUAUAAAUAAGGCGCCUCCCGUCAGGCAUUCCUUGUUUGAAGAAAGGACGCCAGCAUGAGAGUACUCUUGCUAUUGUUGGUGGGCACCUGCGCUGUUGUUGCAGCCACAGACUCUGUGGUAUGCUACUUCAGUUCGUGGGCGCGGUACAGACCGGGAGAUGGGAUGUUCGACGUAGACAACAUUGACCCCUUCCUGUGCACCCACAUCAUCUUCGCCUUCACCGGGCUGAGUAACCACACAUGGGAAAUAGAGGUUCUCGACCCUUGGAAUGAGCUGUGUCCUGAUGAACCAGGAGGUCACUACUGUGCCUUCGAGAGGACUGUGCAGUUGAAGAGGUACAACCCAGACCUCAAGGUCAUCAUAGCUAUUGGAGGAUGGAAUGAGGGCUCGGAGGAUUACUCUGUGAUGGCAGCCGAUCAUCAAAAGCGAUCAGUUUUCGUCACAAGUGUGCUGAGACUCAUCCGGAAAUACGGUUUCGAUGGACUGGACUUUGACUGGGAGUAUCCCAGCUCGAGAGGAGGAGCCCCGCAUGACAGAGAGAAUUUCGUCAUUCUUUCGAGAGAACUGAGGAAGGAGUUUGACAAAUACAACCCACCUUUACUACUCACGGGAGCCUUCGCAGCAGGAAAGGACAAGAUCGACAUUGCCUACGACGUUCCUGCUCUAGUGGACGCCUACGAUUUUUUCCACAUCAUGGCCUAUGAUUACCACGGGGCCUUUGAGCACUUCACGCACCACAAUGCCCCACUUUGCGGCCACCCACUCGACGAGCAAUACGAACUGUUCCCCUAUUACAACGUGAUGUACACCAUGGAGUAUUACCUGUCUCUGGGAUUACCCAGAGAGAAGAUGGUCUUGGGAACAGCUACUUACGGAAGGUGUUACACACUCGAUAACUACAACGACAACGGGUUCUGGGCGCCUGCUUCGAAACCAGGCGCAGCUGGCCCUUACAUCAGGAUUCCUGGGACGCUCGGAUUUAAUGAGAUCUGUGAGAGAAUCAGGGACGACAAGAGCUGCACGGUUGUCCGGGACCCAGAUAUGUACGAGCCUUACUUCUACUGCAUGAGUGACUGGAUUUGGUGCGGCUUCGAUGACGCAGAGUCCCUUCGUCUCAAGGCGAGACAGGCGAAGAACAAAGGUCUGGCUGGCAUCAUGGUUUGGCAGAUAGACACCGACGACUUCCGGCCCCGGUGUUACGACGAGCCUUUCCAUCUGAUCAAGACCAUGAAGGAGGCCUUUGCAGAGCCCGCUGGCACUGAUAUAGUGGACUGCAGUCAUCGGCGAACAACAACCCCAGAACCUACAACUACUCCCACAACAACAACUACACCCACAACAACUCCCACAACUACCACGACGACAACAACUACCACGACGACAACUACACCCACAACAACAACUACAUCCACAACGACAACAACACCCACAACAACAACAACAACAACACCCACAACAACAACAACUACACCCACAACUACUACCCCAACAACAACAACCACUCCCACAACUACAACUCCAACGACGACACCCUUCAUCAUCAAAACGACAACAGAUGGGGGAGACUACGGAAGACCCGACUGCUCAAAUCACCCAGAAGGCACCACCUUCCGGCACUAUGACUGCAACAAGUACUGGGAAUGCAUCAACAAGAACGCUAUGCUGAUGCCCUGUGGGCCCGGCACUCUCUACGACGAGUCUCUCAAAAUCUGCAACUGGGAGAGCCAAGUCGAUACCAGCGAUUGCAGGCAGUGGGCCUGCGAUCUCGACAACACUUAUUACCCGGCCGUUGACUGCGACAAGUACUACAGGUGCUAUAACGGAGCCGGGCAUCUCAUGACGUGCCCGACUGGAGAAUAUUGGAACCAGAACCUGGGGUCGUGUGACUUCGCCUCCCGCGUCGACACCUCGAGAUGCAACAUCCCAUAAAUCAGAGGGGUACAUCCAAAGACUCGAGAAAUAAUUAUCAUUAUUAUUAUCAAUUUCCCGAGUUGCAUUUUACUAAAGUAAAUUCAACUAAACCUAGUUUUAUUAACUGAAAAAUACAACUGAUAUAAAGAUUAAUGUAGGCAAUAAAUAAUGUCAUCAUUACUACUGCUGCUGCUUGGCUUAUGUCGAAUCCUUAUCAGCAAAUGUCCAUAUUUACCUUACAGUCACAUCACUGUUGGGUUUCAGGUAAAUAACUGUCUAAUAAAUAUUUCCUUUAUU